Mandrillus leucophaeus (drill) is the source of this 1304-nucleotide messenger RNA. RefSeq names its product rogdi homolog (Drosophila) (gene ROGDI). Gene Ontology annotation, cellular component: RAVE complex. The coding region runs from base 222 to 815 and encodes 197 amino acids. The record is from RefSeq and is a predicted model, not a curated record. The transcript has 9 exons. NCBI's taxonomy places the organism in Eukaryota, Metazoa, Chordata, Mammalia, Primates, Cercopithecidae.
UCUGGAAGGAGCACUGCGCCGGGCCUGAGUGGGCACUACCAGCUCCCCUCCUUCCCUCUGUGCCACAGGAGGCCUCUCUGCGCUUCACUCUGCCGGGCUCGGGCACUGAGGGGCCCGCCAAGCAAGAGAACUUCAUCCUAGGCAGCUGUGGCACAGACCAGGUGAAGGGUGUGCUAACUCUGCAGGGGGAUGCCCUCAGCCAGGCGGACGUGAACUUGAAGAUGCCCCGGAACAACCAGCUGCUGCACUUCGCCUUCCGGGAGGACAAGCAGUGGAAGCUGCAGCAGAUCCAGGAUGCCAGAAACCAUGUGAGCCAAGCCAUUUACCUGCUUACCAGCCGGGAUGAGAGCUACCAGUUCAAGACGGGCGCUGAGGUCCUCAAGCUGAUGGACGCAGUGAUGCUGCAGCUGACCAGAGCCCGAAACCGCCUCACCACCCCCGCCACCCUCACCCUCCCUGAGAUCGCCGCCAGCGGCCUCACGCGGAUGUUCGCCCCCGCCCUGCCCUCCGACCUGCUGGUCAAUGUCUACAUCAACCUCAAUAAGCUCUGCCUCACGGUGUACCAGCUGCAUGCCCUGCAGCCCAACUCCACCAAGAACUUCCGCCCAGCCGGAGGCGCGGUGCUGCACAGCCCUGGGGCCAUGUUCGAGUGGGGCUCUCAGCGCCUGGAGGUGAGCCACGUGCACAAGGUGGAGUGCGUGAUCCCCUGGCUCAACGACGCCCUGGUCUACUUCACCGUCUCCUUGCAGCUCUGCCAGCAGCUUAAGGACAAGAUCUCCGUGUUCUCCAGCUACUGGAGCUACAGACCCUUCUGAUCACAGCACCCAGCAGCUUGUCUCCAGGAAGGCAGCCCGUCCCCUCAUACCCGCCCCAGAGCACCAGCCAGCACCAAUGCCAGGCUGCUAUUUAUCUCUCUGUCCUACCCCCACCCCUGCCUAACACAUUUGCACUGCUGGGAAUGGACACUGGAAGCACCAGGAGGAAGGGAGGCUAGUCUGGUAGGGUAGUGGGGAGGUCCGGAAGGCGGGGCCGAGGGCGUCCCACAUUCCCAACCCCGCCCUUCUGGUCACCAUGGGAAUCUUUGGACUCAGGACAGGGCCAGGCCCAGGGCUCUCCUUCCUGUCCCCUUCGCUGUCCCCUCCCCCUGGAGGGUGGGGGGUGGCACUAAGCUAUGAGUCCCAGGGGACAGUCAGGAACGGGCGCAGGCAAAGCCACCCCAGGAGUGAGUGCAGUGCUGGUUACUGUGUUCCAUCGCCCCGAUCCAGGGCCCUCUAAGAAAUAAAGAUCAUCAGAUUCCACCUGGA